AUGCUGAGCUUUCUAUUUUUCUUUUGUGAAAAUUUUGGGACAAGAGAAAUUAGCGACAGGGUUUUCGAUGAAAAGGCAAAUACAGUGACAAUCACUGUAAUAUGUUGUAAUCCCGAGAAGAUUCGUGACAAAUUGUGUUGCAAGGGUGGCAAGAUUAUUAAGUGCAUUAAAAUCAAAGAGCCUCCAAAGCCGAAACCCGAAGAGCCCGGGAAGCCUAAAGAGCCAAAGAAAACCAAAUCAAAAUGCAAGGAAAAUGCACCACCACUGGCUGCCCCUAAGCCCAAACCACCGACUUACCCCGCACCCGGGCCGCCAGUAGGACUCCCGCCGCAUCAUCCAGUCAAUCCUUGCUGUGGGCCGUGCUACCAUGGUUGUGGCCUUCCGCCGCCGCCGCCACAGCCGUGCUGCGUCGGGAAUUAUGCAUGUGGACGUGGAUAUGUAUAUGGCAGGCCGCCUUGCUGUGUUACGAAGAGGUGCGAUUACUUCAGUGAAGAAAGCACAACAGGCUGCACAAUUAUGUAA
Molecule: messenger RNA, 522 nt
Organism: Fraxinus pennsylvanica
Lineage: Eukaryota; Viridiplantae; Streptophyta; Magnoliopsida; Lamiales; Oleaceae
Source: the annotation of a GenBank genome assembly